CGCUGUGCGCUCUGCUCGCUGGCCCUGCUGGCCCUGCUGCCCCUGCUGCUGGCCGGCUGCGCGGCCGGGCGCGGCGGUUAUGAUGCCCUGAGCUAUUCUGUGGGAGAUGGUGACAAGUGGAGCGGGCGGCAGCUCCUGCAGGCGCGUGAGCAGAAUGGGAGUGACGCUCCAGAGGAUGGGGGACAGCAGCUCUACAUCAGAAACUGCACUGAGCCAGCUCUCCAUGAGUUCCCCAAUGACAUCUUCACCAACGAGGACAGGAGACAUGGAGCUGUUGUCCUGCACGUCCUCUGUGCUGUGUACAUGUUCUACGCCUUGGCAAUCGUCUGCGAUGACUUCUUCGUCCCUUCGCUGGAGAAGAUCUGUGAACGCUUGCAUCUCAGUGAAGAUGUGGCUGGGGCAACUUUCAUGGCAGCAGGAAGCUCUGCUCCUGAGCUCUUCACAUCUGUCAUAGGUGUUUUCAUCACAAAAGGAGACGUGGGCGUUGGAACCAUCGUGGGCUCGGCUGUGUUCAACAUCCUCUGUAUUAUUGGUGUGUGUGGGCUUUUUGCAGGACAGGUUGUUGCACUGUCGUCGUGGAGUCUCUUGAGAGAUUCGAUCUACUACACGCUGUCUGUUGUUGCACUCAUCGUGUUUAUUUAUGAUGAAAGAGUUUCCUGGUGGGAGUCCUUAGUCUUAGUGCUGAUGUAUGUCAUCUACAUCUUUAUAAUGAAGUACAACUCCACCAUACAUCACUUCUUUGAGAGGAAGACAAAAAACUCAGCAAAUAUGGUGAAUGGUUUAGCAAGUAACACAGAGAUGGAUGACAACAGCAACUGUGAUGCCACAGUGGUGUUACUAAAGAAAGGUAACUGUUCCAGAAAUUUCCACCGAAAAGCCUCAGUGAUCAUGGUUGAUGAGCUGCUCUCUGCCUACCCACACCAGCUUUCGUUUUCCGAGGCUGGGCUCCGGAUCAUGAUAACCAGCCAUUUCCCUCCCAAAACACGGCUCUCCAUGGCCAGCCGCAUGCUAAUCAAUGAGAGACAGAGGCUGAUCAACAGCAGGACUUACACCAACGGGGAGUCCGAGGUAGCCAUCAAAAUCCCCAUCAAGCACGUGGUGGAGAACGGAACGGGCCCCAGCAACUCUGCCGAGCGCGGCGUGAAUGGCACGCGGCGCGACGAGGACGCGGCCGAGGCCCGGAACGAGAACGAGAACGAGGACAACGAGAACAACGAGAACGACGAGGAGGAGGAGGACGAUGAUGAUGAUGACGACGACGACCAUGAAGGGCCCUACACGCCUUUUGACCUCCCCACUGGCAAGAUAGAAAUGUUGAAGUGGGUCUUCACAUGGCCCUUGAGUUUUGUCCUGUACUUCACAGUGCCCAACUGCAACAAACCCCACUUGGAAAAAUGGUUCAUGGUCACCUUUGCUUCUUCUACCCUGUGGAUUGCAGCUUUUUCUUACAUGAUGGUGUGGAUGGUGACAAUCAUUGGGUACACCCUGGGAAUUCCAGAUGUAAUCAUGGGCAUCACUUUCCUGGCAGCAGGAACCAGCGUGCCAGACUGCAUGGCCAGCCUGAUCGUGGCCAGGCAAGGUAUGGGGGAUAUGGCCGUGUCCAACUCCAUUGGAAGCAAUGUUUUUGAUAUUUUAAUUGGCCUAGGCCUUCCAUGGGCUUUGCAGACCCUAGCAGUGAAUUAUGGAUCAUACAUUCGGUUAAACAGCAGAGGACUUAUAUAUUCUGUUGGUCUCCUGCUGGCAUCAGUUUUUGUCACAGUUUUUGGUGUCCACAUGAACAAAUGGAAACUGGAUAAGAAGCUAGGGUGUGUGUGCCUUUCCCUUUACGGCAUCUUCCUGUGUUUCUCCAUCAUGACAGAGUUCAAUGUUUUCACUUUUGUGAACUUGCCAAUGUGCAGAGAUCACUAACCCAGGUGGCAGACUGUCGGGAGGAGCUUCCUUUUUACCUGUGCAAUACAAGCCACGGCUGGAAUUCCUGGAUGCAGUGCACCUCCAAGUCGUGACCUAUAUCCUGUUCACUGUUCAUAGGACCCGUGGCCCCGUCUAGGUUUGCCCUCUCCCUGGCCCCCACAGCCUGGAACAACCCUUCAUCCAUGUGAAGAGCUUUUUUCUCAACAUCCGUGUGAUUUCCUUGCUCAGUUUUUGAACAGUGUGACUGAGACUCAAGAUGAACUGGCUGCUAACUGGCGUUAAGCCAGUCAAAACUGGUCUGCUACAAUUCCUUUUUUUAAGUUAUUUGAUGGAAGACUAAUUAAUUUAUGACUUAAGACUAUUGCUACAAAGCAGGAGAGGGUACGUCGUAUGGAGGCUGACUUUCAAGGAGAAUAAUUUUUUUUUUUUUGGUUGUGGAGAGUGUUUUUUGUUUGUUUUUAGCUUUUAGUUUUGGGUUUGCAGGGUUUUUUUGUUUGUUUGGGGGUGGGGGUGUUGCUUUUGUUCUUUUUUUUUUUUUUACUUGCCAGAGAUCAACGUCCUCUCUUGCAUCUUCUCCUCCUGAGUGCUGGGUCUCCUGUAACAAUCCAAAGGCCACAGGGCAGUGUAAAGUGAAAAUGCAAUUCAAGGUACUCAGCAUAAGAAUGGAUAAAAGAAGAUUGUCAAGGAAAAGACUGAUGACUUUUUACUAUAAAUAAUUAACCUUGUACAGGUUUGUUAAAGAAUGCAAGCUAAAUGUGGAUUCAAAGGGUAAACACUGCUACCAUUUUACUAUGAAUGUUGGAGUUUUAUUACUAGGGUGUUUGUUAUUUCCAAGCAAUAGUUUGAUCUCCAGCCCAGAAGGGCUACCAAGGAGGUGUCCUGGUUUUUAAUGGUCUGUACAUGGAAAUGGAAGGUCAGAACUUUCUCUGCUUCAUCAGAUUUCUUGUUUUGGGGGGGAUUCAAUAGUUCAUGUCUUACUUGUUCUGAGAAGGACAUAAGUACAUGUGAAAACUUUUCUAAAUGAGUUACAGACACUGGUUUCUUUAAGAGGAAAGAGGCAUAUUUUGCACAGACAUAGUUACUGAAGUCAUAAUUUGCCAUUCUUUAAAGAAUACACUGGACCUGGCCAGAUAUUUUUCGUCUUAAGCAGCUGAACUUAUCUGAUAACAGAUCAUGUGGAUUCAUCACCUCUCCCUUUUGGGAGGGAGGAAGACACAGACAGAGAUGGCACAUUUUAAAAUGUGGAAUAUCUUCAAUGCAGACUCGCUCACAGAUCUUAAGUUAUUGUGAAAGUUUAGCUAUUCAUUGUUCCAAUAUCCCUGCUAGAUUUUGUAUAAUUCUGUAUUAAUAUGCAGGCAGAUUCCACCCCUGAGAAACACCAUCACUGCUUCAUUUGUAUGUAUUGAUACUGUGCGUUCCUGCCACUGCGGCUCUUGUAUUUACUUUGAGCACUGAUCACUUCUGAUCCUCCUGCAUAUGUUCUGCUAUGAAAUGUAUUAAGAGACUACCAGCUAGGUGAAUGUUUUUGUCUAUGGUACAAACAGUGGCAAAUAAUAGUAAAGGUACAGCAAACCCUACAGAACAGAAAGAAAGGAAAAAACCUGAAACACCAAACCCUAAAAUAUAGCAAGAAAAGAAAGCGCUCCAGUUUAAAAGAAAAAGGAAGAGAGCCACGUUGUGUUCACAGAUGAAAAGCCAAUGUUUUUUUUUUUCAUUUGCACUUUUGGAAUUGAUUUUUUCCGAUCUGAUUUUCUUUGGGCAAAAUGUUGUAAAUGAAAAUAUUUACACCCUGUGGUUUCCCUUCAGCUGAGCAGCUGGUUUUCUUUGUUUGUUACACCAAACACGGGGAGGCACUGGCAGCUCUUGCACUGUGUGUGGCAGCGAAGUCCUGUGGAAAAAACCAUGUCCCACUGGGAACAGCAUGUGCUGGUGGAUCCCUGGCAAGAAGAAGAAGAAAAGGUCCAGGGACAGACAGCAGAGAGAGUGAAUGACAUGCCUGCAUUGCCACUUUUCAUCCUGGAAAGCAAUUGUGUUGCUGCUUGUUGAGCUCUGCAGCUGAGGUUUGAGCAGCCUUCUCAUACCUGUGCCCACGGGACAUCCCCUUGUGUUAGCAAGCCCACUGUACCUUCCUGUUGCUGGGUUUUUGUUUCUUUUGUUGUUGUUGUUAAUGAGAUGAAUAAUAAUAAUAGCAACCACUAAAAUGCCUAAAAUACUUCUGUAAGUCAAAUGAUGUUUGCAACGAUGUGGCACACGUGUCACUAAAGCCACCCCACAAACACGCAGCUUCACUUCAUAGCGAGUUGCUCCUAAGCAGCGUGUGUCCUUGCUGAUAAGGGGAAGGAAUAAAAGAAGUUUCAUAUCAGGGCCUAUUAUUUCUUCUAUUUUGAAUAUUUAUACUGCUGCUCCAAUGGAGCCAGUUGGAUCUAUUUCUGCGAAAUAGCCAUUACCUAUCCCAUGGCACAAAAACUACACGUGUAUUUCUUAGGAACUUUUCCUACUGGUGUGCGUUAAAUACUGUAGCAAUUGUAGUUUUGUGUUGUGUGUAAAACCUGAAAUACCUUGCUUUGAUACUUGUGUGUGUUGCCAGAAUGUUCUGCAAGCAGCUUGUUCUAAGCAGGAGCAAAAGGUAUCUUGAACUGCCGUUACCUGUGCCGUAGAUGGCUCGAUAAGCACGUCCUAAAGCGAUGCUUUCUGAUAGAUGUGCUGAUGAUUUGCAGCAAAGUCAUCAGGUCCAAGCCUGCUUUGGAACAGAGCAGACCAACUGAGUGUGCCAGCAGGGAGAACACCUCUCAUUCUUGUUAGCACAGUCACGGCCUGUGUAGAAGAGCAAAAAACCGGCAAUUUUUGGCACCCUUCCUGUACGCUGCCUCCAGAAGUGGCAUGGACAGUUCUCUUCCAAUGCAGGCCAUACUCAGAGCUUUACCGGGCCUUGCAGAGGACUGAGUCUCCCAGGAGUUCUCUCCUCCCAGGGGGUUCUCUCUGCCCUCCCGAGGUCAGGCUCUGGAGGACAGCCAGUGCCUGGCUGAGUGUCCCCGUGGGAGGCUCUGCUUUGCCCAUGGCCGCGAGCCGUCGGCGCAUGCAGGGCUCAGGAGCCAGCCAGGCUGGCACAGCCACUGGGGCUGCAAAGAGGGAGCUGAGGGGCUCUGAGGCUCAGGGUUGGGGGCUGCAGGGAGCCACCAGGGAAGCUGGGUUGUGUUGGGUAUUUUGAGCGUGACUGUGAUUCAUUUGCGGCUUUCAUCUUCUGAAAGCAAGGGUCACCUUCGCGUCUGAGGCUGCUCUGGUUCUUGGACCAGGCAACUGUUUUUGUUUCCAUUCCUUGCAAUUUCAGAUGAUCUUCAGUGAGUAUUUCAAAGGGAGAUUAAAGAGCCUUUUUCUCCAUGGAGAGGCUUCACUGCAGUUCUUACUUUGACUUAGAUAUGUGACCCUUGGCUGGCUUCAGAUCUGCUUGACAUGGAUGGCCUUCCUUUGACAGUGGUUCAAAGGCAGAAUGACAGGACAGGGUAUGAUAAGAGAUGGUCUUAAGACAUGUUGGGAAAACUGCUUUUGUCCCUACCAAAGGUGAACUUUUUACUUGCCUUUUUUCUCCUCCCCCCUUUUUGUUUUUUAAUUUUAAUUUGCAUGUGCUGCGCUUUUUAAUAGACUUUUUAUGUGAUAGGAACACCAAUAUGAAAUGUGUGCAUGGGAGAUUUUAAUUUGCAUAAUUUGUUGGUUUUGCUGUGAUGCCACUUGCAUGCUUAGUUUCCAGAUCUCUGUCCUCAGCUGUGCCACUGAAAUCAAUUGAUUAACUUUGGAUUUGUGAUGGUUGUGCUUGUGGAGAACAAGGUGCAGGACUGGCUUUUUUCCUUGACAAAACAAAUCAGGUAGAACGGCAGUCAUGCUUUAGAAAAAACAACAUUCAAGGCAGGAGGAGUAACCUGAAGGUAACUUUUAAUACCCCUCUGUCAGAACAGGGAUUUUUAUGUCUUUUCCAAUUGAUACUUGUGAGAUAAAAUGUACAUUCAGUAUUGUUGAAUAACUUUUUAGAAAACCAUAGCUUUCUGCUGACUGACAAAUAUUUCUUAUAUUAAGAUUUUUGGAAACCCUAAUCCUUUCAAUUAAAGUUCACAGAGAUGCAACAGUGUGAGGUUUGUCACUUUCAAAGUUACACCGCUGGAGCUUUAAACUCAUUUAAAAAUAUAUUUUAAAAAUCAAUCUCAGUGGACCCUGCUUACCUGAAUUUAAUUCUGCCUUGUGCUUUCAAAGUUUUGCUUGAUCAGCAGCCACUGCAAGUUAGUCUAAAAGAGACUUAAAUCCUGGUAAAAAUGUCCCUUUUAGACUGGUACAACUUUAACUCGAUCAGUUUAAAGCCAUGGUUUUAAGGAAAGCAGUGGAAGUUUGAAUAUUUGAAAGACCUCAUACUCAGAUUUAAGGAGCUGCAGAGUCUGAGUGUGCUGAAUGGAUGCACCCAGCAGAAUGCAGGGCUUAGUUUCAGGAAGGGAUUGUUCAGUAUUCAGGGACUUGAGUGAAAUCUGACCUUUGUGAAAUCAGGGGCAGAACCCCUGUGACUGAUGUAGGGUCAGUGCUGUGUUUGUAGCAGAGUCCUGGAAGGGAUGAGGACACUGCAUAUUUUUGGGUGAGUGGCCUUUUUAUUUUCUUACCUGAAUAGAUAAAUGACUAUUAAUUAAUAAGACCAAGCACCUUUAAGGGAAUUUACAUAAAUACUCUGUUACCACUUAGUGGCCUCAAAUCUGAAGCACAGUUCCAGAAAGCAUCAACUUCUGCCCAAACUGCUUGCAAUUGUCUGGCUGAAUCUGCAGAAUCAAGCUCUGGUGAGGAUUUGAUCCCUGCCUUUUGGAGAAGUUUCACUUUAUUCUGGUAAAGCAAUAGGGUAAGGAAUGGAAGUCUGUUUAGUUGUGCCCUGGGGAUGUAAAUUGGCUAUGAAAUGGAUUAUUUGCUGGCCUGAAACAGUCUGACAUCUAGGCCAAGUUAUCCAAGUUUGGGUAGAAGCACCUAAUUUGAGGAAGACCUCCAAAAAAAGCAGAUUGUUUUAAGCAACACAUUUUUAUAUGUAUUUAUGUAGCAAAAAUGACUUUAUUGUGGUAUUUUUUAGAUAGGUUUCUGUUUUUCUAAUAGACUUGCAGAACAAGUUUGUAAACCCCCCACACCAGAACAACCUGACAGAAAUCUUGUCAGUGUCAUCUGUCUCUGCCAGGUAGGAUUUGAAUGGUGCUAAAAGUCAACGUGAUAAUUUUACAGCAGCAAUUCAGCACAACAUUUUUACUGCCAGCUGAGGAAAACCACACCACUGCAUGCCUGCCCCUGUGAGGAUGUUUGUAGCUGGUUACAGCUCCUCUCCAGUGCUGAGCAUUUGUCCCUGAGGUUUUCCAUUGGUGUGCCCAAAAUCUCUCCCAGGGGCAGAUAUAUCCCUGUACACCCAGCAGCCACCCACUUUGCUUCCUUAUUUUACCUUGCUCCUUGUGUUGCCAGGAUUCAGAAUUUUGCUUUGACUUUCUCUGUAUCCCUCUGGCCCACGUGCUGCUUUCUGUAACACAGAAUUAAUGCUCUGGGCCAGCACAAAUAGUGUGGAGGUUUUGAUCCAGUAAGCUGAUGGGAGAAAAUGCAAGGAGAUCCUUGCUUGGCACACCAGCCUGUGAGCACCUGGCUCCAAACAGCACAAACUGCCUGCCUGGAAAGUGCCUGGAAUGUUCCACUGGGAUAAUCAGGCACUGCACAGGACAUGGGAACACUUCUCACGUGUUUUCAGAGACUCCCUCAAGGGAAUUUUGCACCCUGUGCAAAGACAUGCAUUAUACAAUAAAUAUAAUUGAUCUAAUUAAGGGAUUUUAGAUCUGACCUGGGCCUUUUACACUUUGUGAAACCAGAUUAUACUAUGGGAGUUUUACUGAGGGACUUGGUCACAAGUUUAUAUAAUUCAUUGUCAGGUUUUUAGUGGUUUUUUUAAAAAUAUAUGGACAUAGAUUUGUAUUCAAGCAAAAUACAAUAUUUAUACAUAUAUAUACACUUUACCUAGUAAAGUAUAUGUGUGAACUGUUGUUAAAUUGAAGCCCUGUGGUAACCAGCUAUUUCUGCAUAGGAAUAAAUUCUUACCAUGGUAAGUGCUAAGAUACUAUAGGUGUAUGAGUAUUUAAGACAGUCUUACACAUGCCUAUUUAUAAACUCAAGCAAAGUUUUUAUUUGUUUUAGCAAGGUAUUGUGAGUGGUGCAUGGCAGAUGCCAUGCAUCUGUGUAAUACAUCUGUGUACAUUGAGUAAUAUUUCUAAUUAUUGUUAGUCAUUUGAAAUUCCAGUUCUAUUGCUGGAUAUAAAGUCAGCUUUGAGGGAAAAAAAAGAGCAUAUGUGAGACAUUGAGGAGGUCAGAAAGUUCUGUGCUGCAGUAUUUGUGCAUUUUAUUUAUUUAUUUAUCAAACACAGAGUGCUGAGCCCCUGGUUCAAGGAAACAUUUCCCCAUGCGGGCAGAAGAUUUAGGAACCUAAUUUUGGUCCCUUCCUAAAGCCAAUGCCAGGUUUCCCUGGGUCAGGGGCCAAGCAGACUGAGCUAUUUAAAGCAUCAUUCUGUCCUUUUAAGUGGCCACAAAAAAAGGGGUGAGACCUUCUCAAAUGGUUCUUGUAACUUUUAUUAGUAGAGAAGCUGAGAAAUGCUGAGAGAUCCAAAGAUGCUUCUGCAGGUGAUGUAGAAAUAUGUAAAUAGUAAAUACUCCUUGCACUUUUAAUACUUGUAAUGUCACUGUCACGAGGUACCAUUUGCAAUAACCAAAACCCACAUUUCAUAAUGUCUACCCACAAGUAGACUUUUUUAUUAUUAUAUUUAGAGGUGUUUUUUU
Molecule: messenger RNA, 8730 nt
Organism: Melozone crissalis (California towhee)
Lineage: Eukaryota; Metazoa; Chordata; Aves; Passeriformes; Passerellidae
Gene: SLC24A3
Product: solute carrier family 24 member 3
Exons: 17
Coding region: 304-1908 (534 amino acids)
Biological process (GO): calcium ion transmembrane transport; intracellular calcium ion homeostasis
Cellular component (GO): membrane
Molecular function (GO): calcium, potassium:sodium antiporter activity; calcium channel activity
Source: RefSeq, a predicted model, not a curated record